UGGACGAUACAAAUGAAAAAACUUUUUUUGCAUUCAAGCCGAUUUUUUCGUCAAUUCGUGAAAUAAUUUUACACCAUGCAUUAACAAACAGAAGUUACAGGUUGCCACAUGACAUGAUAUGUCUACAGUUUUGUGCCAUUAACUAACAGAUAUUACAGGUUGCCAAAAAUGACAUGGUGGGGGCCUCUGUGGCUCAGUUGGUUACCCAGCAGCCUCUCACUAAUGCGGUCGCUGUGGGUUCAGGACGAGCUCAUCCUGGCCUCCUCUCGGCCGUAUGUGGGAAGGUCUUCCAGCAACCUGCGGAUGGUCGUGGGUUUUCCCCGGGCUCUGCCUGGUUUCCUCUCACCAUAAUGCUGGCCGCCGUCGAAUCAGUGAAAUAUUCUUGAUUACGGCGUUACACACCAAUAAAAUAAAUAAAUCAAUGACAUGGUAGGGCAACAGUUUUAUAACAUUAGCAAACAGAAGUUACAAGUUGCCAAAGGUUACAGGUGGAAGGCCUAUAUUGGUAAAUUCUUCAAACGAAGUCUUCCCAGUACAUAUUCAAGGCACAUAUUUUUUGGCCGGAACAAAGAUCCACAUUAUCCAGCUCUGUACAAAAAAAACAAGAAAAAGAAAACAAACAAGAAACCCGACAAAUCCUCUGGAUCCGAUAUUUCUCAGUGUUUGUAUUGUGGAGGAACUGUCAGUCAGUCCGUCCAAAUCAGGAGAGCAAUGGAUUCAGUGUAACCAAAACGAAAUGUGGGCACAUGAAAAAUAUUCGGCAGUGCAAUCCGAGGGGUCUUUCAACAAAAACCACGCGGUUGCCAGGCUGUCGGAAGAGGUUUUGCGAAUUGAAGCAAUUAGUAUAUUUUGUACAUCUUGUUUAAUCUAUUCUUUAAUUCUUUGAGAAAUUUUUUUAUUCAUCAGUGUUGAUUAUGGGUUCACCACUACGUCAUUAUAUUGGUGAGACUGAUCCUAAACAAUUAUCCAGUAUGCAUGUCAAAAGGUCUAACUUGCCUAAUAUAGUGGCAGUGAUAAUUGUGUACAUGAUUCUCUUCACUGUGAGGAGUAUGUAAUCAAACAUGGCGGUUGGAGUUAGAAUUUAUCGAGUUUCCACUAGUUCCAUGCGUGUGUGGAUUUAUCAGUGAUGACACAUGUGAACACCUACCUGGAAUCGACAGCUGAGACGACUAUGACUACGGACAGACAAAUCAUUUGGUGCCCAGCGGUAGAAUAUUAAAGCCAGUGAGGGAAGUACAGAGGUGUUCAAGAGCUCUGACUUCGCUACCUGUGUUUGACUGGGGAUUAUUGAUCAAACCUGGGCUCUCUGUCUACUCCCGAGACCAUAAUUCGCAGUUUCCAGUACUCACAAAAUGAGGACUCAUCUGUACUGCCUUCUCCACUUCACCAUCACUGCAUCAUUACUCUUCUACACGGAUGGGAUGAAUGCAGACUGCAGCGAUUCUAGAUCCUCCAACAUUUCUACUCAUCCUCAGUUUAAACUGAAACCCAGCAAUAUCAGCGCUCACGUUGGAGAUAUGGUCACUUUGCACUGUGAGGGGAAAUUUGCUGUGGACAUUGCAGCAGUUCACUGGCUUGUUAACAGCACAAUGCCACUGAACGUCAUGUGUUGGGAAAUGAAGACAGAGGUCUGUUACAGAUAUCAACAGACACCAUAUCCCAAUAACAGAGGUGCUAACUUGACAGUGAAUGUGACAGAAGAUGAUUUUUACCUACCACUGAGUUGUCGUGUAUAUACUGCUCAGAUUGAUGCUGUUUUGCCCUGUGUGACAGUAUACAUUGUCCCUUAUCCGCCUGAUGAGAAGCGAGACAUUGGCCUGCUAUUACCCAUUGUCGUACCAGUAGCUGUGAUAAUACUCCUUCUGCUCACCUGCCUGUGUUAUUACUUGUAUGAACCACAGAUCACCUUCUUCUUCUACACGUGGUACACAUUUAAAUGUCAAAAGCAUCACAAAGGUCGUUUUGGCUGUGACAUACUGGUGGUGCAUGAUGACGAUGAUCAUACGUUUGUCAGAGAACAUAUUGCCCCAAAUCUGAAGAGUUUAGCCUACCUGAAGUACAAGACAAUGGCCAAGGAUCUCUCUGCUGGACGAUUUCUCUUCGAGGGCACACGGGAACUAAUGGAAGACUCGCACAGUGUAAUGUUCAUCAUUACCCCGGGGAUACUGAACGAGGCCCUGUUUAGUCACCUCCUCAAUGUGGCUGUCAGGUUAAAGCGACAGAUUCUACUGGUCACUGUACACAAGGAAGGCUUAAAGUUAACAUCCUGGGAGACAUUGAGGAAGUCCUACAGCAAGUCUGAAACGCUGGCCAAUGGCCUUCAGUACAUGAAACCUGUGAGGUGGCCCGGGAACAAAGCCUCUGGCAGACAAAUAAAAAACUUUUGGUGUAAGAUCCGUCGGCAGCUGCCCAUUGUAAAACCUGGGAACCAUGUUGUCAGCCAUAAGUACACACCAUGUCUCAAUAGAGAUACAUUUGUAGAUGUGUCCAAACCUGACCUUGACACUGUCACAGCCUAGGUCUGACCUUGACAUUGUGACUGUGUAUGAAUACUGGAGUGUCACAAUUUGUAGAUGUCAUCUUGUAAAUCAUAUAUUAUAACAUGAUACAUUGUAAAUCAUAUAUUGUAACAUGAUACAUUGCAUAUCAGUAUAUUGUAACAUGAUACAUUGUAAAUCAUGUAUUGUUGAUUUAAAGCUGUACAUUGUAGAGUUUACAUCAUUACACAGUGAACAGCCACUUAAUUGUGACAUACACUGUAACCUGAAUACCACAAGACGGAUGUAAACCAUUUGACAGUGUCAUAUGGUGUAAUAAUGAACAACAGCUCGCUGAUGUGAAACAUUUGACAGUGUCAUAUUGUGUAUCAUGAACAUCAACACACUGAUGUAAAGCCAUUUGACUGUGUAAUAUGAUGUAUCAUGAACAUCAGUGCACUGAUGUAAACCAUUUGACAGUGUCAUAUGGUGUAUCAUGAAAAUCAGCGCACCGAUGUAAAGCCAUUUGACAGUGUCAUAUGGUGUAGCCUGAACAUCAGCGCAUUGAUGUAAAGCCAUUUGACAGUGUCAUAUGGUGUAUCAUGAACAUCAGCGCACCGAUGUAAACCAUUUGACAGUGUCAUAUGGUGUAUCAUGAACAUCAACGCACCGAUGUAAAGCCAUUUGACAGUGUCAUAUGGUGUAUUAUGAACAUCACUGCAGUGAUGUAAAGCCAUUUGACAGUGUCAUAUGGUGUAUCAUGAACAUCAG
Molecule: messenger RNA, 3248 nt
Organism: Liolophura sinensis
Lineage: Eukaryota; Metazoa; Mollusca; Polyplacophora; Chitonida; Chitonidae
Exons: 7
Coding region: 1353-2519 (388 amino acids)
Biological process (GO): signal transduction
Source: RefSeq, a predicted model, not a curated record